This is a messenger RNA of Sphaeroforma arctica JP610, 399 nucleotides long. RefSeq lists its product as hypothetical. The annotation marks the transcript as partial. NCBI's taxonomy places the organism in Eukaryota, Ichthyosporea, Ichthyophonida. The transcript has a single exon. The record is from RefSeq and is a predicted model, not a curated record.
CAUGCAUCGCAAGCAGGACAAUACAGUAUCUAUCCUCGUCUACUACUGAGCCAAAGCGAGCCCCAGCCGUCUAUUACAUCGCACACGUGGUGGGGCGCAGGCGAAGGCUCGUGUACUCGCUCCCCCACAGUGGUGUUAUGUACAGCGUGUGAUCCAGACUACCACCACGCCCUCACGCACAUCUACGCGAGUGCGAGUGCCAGUACGCUGGUGGAUGGGAAACGUCAUCCGCCUGCGGCCGCGGUAGAUGUCCGUGGAGAGGAGGGUACCGGUAUUAGCGGUGUGGACAAUAGCGGGACGGGCCCUGGACAUGAUAGUGUCAAGUAUCAGGGUACUACGUACGAGUUCAGCACGGAAGUAUCGCCCGCAGUCUGUGGCGGCGACGCCACACAGUGUCCG